CUGCGAAUUGCACACACGGCCUUUUGUCUUGGGGCUGCCACACAGUCCACAAGCUUCACAAGUCGUUUAUUGUCUCCCGCAAUCAACAUCACCAAUUAAUAAACCAAAACAGAUACCCAACAAGAUACUCUCAAACCCAAAUCCACAGCCAUCAUGUCGCCAGGCAAGCUCAAGAAGCCAUUGCUGGCUCUCAACCGCAUCAUCGGCCAUUCCUCGGCCAAGAACCACAUGAGCAAACCCAAGAUCGGCGACAUCGACCAGCUCGACGACGAGCGCGCAAAGAAGAACAUCCAGAAGAUCCAGGAGAAGCGCGCAAAGGAAUACCAACUCGAGGAAGAAAAGAAAUUGAUGAUUCAAAAACGCAGCGAGGAAGAGAAGAGGUGGCACGAAGCCGACGGCCCCGAGAUCGCUCGACGAUACGGAACACAAGAAGAGGAAGCCCUCGCUCCCGCAAAGUCCCUUCAAGUCCUCGUUAACGACUACCAGAACAUUGGCAAGACCGUUAGCUUCCGAGCCCGCGUCCACCACGUCCGCGCACUUAGCUCCAAACUCGCAUUCGUCGUCUUCCGCGACCAGAUCGAGACGGUCCAGGGCGUCCUAUCCGUCAGAGAUGGCGUCGUCUCGGAGAACUUUGUUCGCUGGGCCGAGCACAUCACGGCCGAGAGUUUUGUACACGUCGAGGGAAAGCUACAGCAACCUCCUGAGGAGAUCAAGGGGUGCACAAUCCACAAUGUCGAGGUUUUGAUCGACACCAUGCACCUCGUCGUCCCUAUUGACGAGCAUCUCCCUGUCGACGUCCACUCGAUUGACCAUGUCGAGGUGGACAGCGAGACACAUCAGCUGGAGUCCCUGGCCUCGACCAGAGUCCGUGUCUCUAACCGCAUUGCCUUCCUCCGUACACCCACCGCUCAGUCCAUCUUCCGCAUCAAUGCCGGUAUUUGCAGCAUCUUCCGUCGAUACCUCGAAGACAAGGGCUUCAUGGAGAUCCACACUCCCAAGUUGCAGCCCGCUGCGACCGAGUCGGGUGCUGAGGUCUUCAAGGUGAACUACUUUGGCAGGACUGCCUUCCUCGCCCAAAGCCCCCAGUUGGCCAAGCAGAUGAGCAUUUCGGCCGACUUUGGCCGUGUCUUCGAAAUUGGCCCCGUCUUCCGUGCUGAGGACAGCAAUACCCAUCGUCACUUGACCGAGUACACCGGUAUGGAUCUGGAGAUGGCCAUCGAGCAGGACUACCACGAGGCCAUGCACAUUAUCGACGGCUUGAUGAAGGAGAUCUUCAAGGGUAUCUACGGCAAGUACCGCAAGGAGAUCGAGAUCAUCAAGACCCGCUUUCCUCAUGAAGAUCUGGUCUGGCUACCAGAGACCCCCAUCAUUCCCUUCAAGGAUGCCAUCAAGCUCCUCAACGAUUCCGGCUGGACCGACGAUCACGGUAGACCCGCUUUGGAGACUGAGGAUCUGAGCACCCGUGCCGAGAUUCAGUUGGGCCAGGUCAUCAAGGAAAAGUACAAGACGGAUUACUACAUCAUCGACAAGUUCCCGUCCUCUGUUCGUCCUUUCUACACUCAUCUUGAUCCCGAGGAUGACCGCUUCACCAACUCCUUCGACAUCUUCCUUCGUGGACAGGAGAUCACCACUGGUGGUCAGCGUAUCCACAGGCCUCACCUUUUGGAGGAGCGCAUGAAGAAGGCCGGUAUCGAGCCUCUUGGCAUGCAGGAAUACCUUCAAGGCUUUGAGUAUGGUGUCCUGCCCCAUGCCGGCUGCGGUAUUGGCCUCGAGCGUAUCGUGUUCCUCCUCCUCAACUUGGGCGACAUCCGUAACGCUUCUCUCAUUCCUCGCGACCCCAAGUCCCUCCCCGAACACAAGGAACUCGUUGGCAAGCUCCCCCACCCCGAAGCCGACACCAUCAAGUAUGCCUACGAUUACGACCAUGGCGCGACUGGACUUGAGCUCCCCCCCGUCGAGAAACUCAUUGUCAACUACGGUGAUGCCACCAACACCUCCUGGCUCGACGAGCGGUACCACGUCUGGCGCCAUGAGCAGACGGGUGCUGCCAUUGGUUACGCCGAGGACAACGGUUACGCCCUUGUCAUGGGUAACCCGCUCUGCGACCCUCGCCAAUACCAGCUCGUCAUCCGCGCCUUCCUUCAAGAUAUGCGCCACACCAAGGACCUCCGUCCUCUCUGGCUCUUGGUGGGUCCCGAAGUCGAGGAGAUUCUCGGCUCCAAGCUCGGGUGGCGUUCGCUCUCUUGCGUCGCCGAAGAGCGCGUGUCUGUCGACUCGGCCAAGAAGGUGGCCAAGAAGGAGCGUCAAGCCGAAGAAGCUGGUGUGUCCAUCCACGAGGUGCCCAUCGGUGAGCCCGUGCCCGAACACAUCCGCGAAAAGUGCGACAAGCGCAUCCAGGACUGGAAGGACAACCGCAAGGGCAAGAAGCAGGUGCACAUCACCGAAGUCCGCCCGUGGGUCGACAUGGAGCACCGUCGCUACCUUUGGGCCGAGGACAAGAACGGCGAGAUUGUCGCCAUGUGCGUGCUCGCCCGUCUUUCUCCCGCAAACGGGUAUCAGAUCAAGUUCGCCUUAGACUUCCCCGGUUCUCCCAACGGAACCAUCGAGGCCCUGAUCUCGGCGGCGAUCCAGAUGCUGGCCAAGUCCGGUGUCAGGAACGUGACGUUCGGCGCGGGCGCCUUGCCGGAGAUGGUCACUGGCGGCCAUCUCAACGGAAUGAGAGCCAAGAUGUUGAGCCAUACCUACAAGACUAUUUGCCAGCAAUUGAAGUUGGUGAACAAGUCCGAGUUCCGCGAGAAGUUUGGCGCGAGGAACGACUUGGUGUACAUCUGCUACCCCUUUAUGGGUCUGGGUGUCUCGGGUGUGAGGACACUUAUCAAGUUCUUUGAGGAUGAGAUGUAA
This is a messenger RNA of Neurospora tetrasperma FGSC 2508, 2901 nucleotides long. RefSeq lists its product as uncharacterized. The record is from RefSeq and is a predicted model, not a curated record. The transcript has a single exon. Gene Ontology annotation, biological process: aspartyl-tRNA aminoacylation. Gene Ontology annotation, cellular component: aminoacyl-tRNA synthetase multienzyme complex; cytosol; cytoplasm. Bases 154 to 2901 code for a protein of 915 amino acids. NCBI's taxonomy places the organism in Eukaryota, Fungi, Ascomycota, Sordariomycetes, Sordariales, Sordariaceae. Gene Ontology annotation, molecular function: ATP binding; aspartate-tRNA ligase activity; RNA binding.